Messenger RNA from Biomphalaria glabrata, 2823 nucleotides. Its product is annotated as mediator of RNA polymerase II transcription subunit 19-like. The transcript has 6 exons. NCBI's taxonomy places the organism in Eukaryota, Metazoa, Mollusca, Gastropoda, Planorbidae. Bases 314 to 1033 code for a protein of 239 amino acids. Gene Ontology annotation, molecular function: transcription factor binding; transcription coregulator activity. Gene Ontology annotation, cellular component: mediator complex. Gene Ontology annotation, biological process: positive regulation of transcription by RNA polymerase II. The record is from RefSeq and is a predicted model, not a curated record.
CUGUGCUCUAGACUCUAUCCCUGUGGCUUCAAUCUCUUACGUUUUAGAUCUAGAGAUUUUCUGAGUUUUUUCUUUAGGCAUUGUCAAGAUCUAGACUAUAUAGAUCUAUAGAUUCUUAAACUAUUUUUCUUCAGUAUCACCAUUUUCCGUAUGCUUUAAUUAGUCCAAGUAAUAAAUAUGAAGUAAAGGAACCUGUUGUAGUAGUGCGUAAUACGUAUAAAUAGUAGAUUCUAGAUCUCUACCUGCACUGGUUGUUUUAGACAAUUUCAAAAGCUAGUCUCGGAACAACGUCUUAUAAACAAAAACAUUAAAUAUGGCAGAUAUGAUAAGAAGACCUGAUCCGAUGCAAUCUUCUCCGCGAUCUAGUCCUAGAGAUCGUGGUUCUAGAUCGCCGGCAUAUCCACGACAAGAUUCUUCAGGAACUUUAAAAACUACAAUAAGCCUUGCACCUGGCAAGACCCCAGCAGUUAUUCAUACUGGAUCAUUUUAUUUAGUGAAAGACAUUCCGGAUGAAGCAGAAAUAACUGGCAGUACCAACUUAUUGAACUACUACAAUUUGGAACAUUCAUACAACAGAUUUUUAAAUAAAAAAGUGAAAGAAGAACUCAGCGCUUUUCUUCCGCAUCUUCCUGGUAAUAUAGACUCACCUGGAAUACAGGAUAACAGUUCUUUAAGAUCACUUAUAGAAAAAACACCAAUCACUGGAAAAGAGUUGACUCAACUCUCAGGCUCAGCACUGUCAGGAUUUAGAUUACAUCCUGGUCCUCUUCCAGAACAGUAUCAACUUAUGAAUCAAAUGACACAGAAGAAGAAAAGGCACAAAAAGAAAAUUAAAGAUUCAGAAAAAGGAAGCACUUUACAGUUAUCUCAGACAGACAGUGCAACAGGUGAGCCAGAGACUAAGAAAACCAAAAGACCAAAAAAAGAAGAUGACCAAAAAGAUUCAAAGAAAAAGAGAAAGAAAGACAAGAAAAAAAAGAAGAAGCAUAGCCCAGAACCAACAGCAGCAAAUGGUACAGAUGUAACAACAUGAAAUAUAUUUGUUGCGUGUAAAUUGUGUAUAUAUACUUGUUUUUUUUAUUCAAAUAACUUUUGUAAUAAAUUUGUAUGUAGGAGAGUUUAGAUUUUUUAGCUGUUAAGUAAAGUCAACUGAAAUGUAAAAAAAAAAAAUUACAAUGAAUUUAUCUUUUUUUUUUUUUAAUAUAUCUUUAUUUUGGAUUUAUAUUCUUUCUCACAAUUUCAAGAAUAUGUUAACAAAGAUUAUUCUUUUUUGCAUUAGUUUAAUUGUGAAAAUUUUGUAAAACUAUAACCCGUAUGACAUAAAUACUAAACAUCUAAUUUCCAAAUUAUGUCAUAUUGAACAGCCAGCAUUCUUCAUGACUUUGUUGAUAUCUUCUCAGCAUCUCCCUUGUAGAUAUAUAUCAAUUGUAAAAAAAAAAAUGUGUCUUUCUUCCAAAUUUUUCAGUUAUCUUUAAUCUUUAAAAGAGACUUUUGCAUUUUUUUUUUGUUUCCAGGUUAAUACAAGUUUUGUUCUUAUGUAGAACAUGAUCUGUAUGCCUAACCUGUUUGUUUAUUGGGGGUCAUUUAUCUUUGCUGUGUCUUUUAAGUUACUGUAUGUGGUAGAAAGAAAGUAAAUUUAUGCAGUGCUGUAAUGACAAUCUUGUAAUGGUGUUAUAGUUGUUCAGUCAUCCUGCUAAAUUAUUACUCAUAUUUGUUUUUUAAUACAUACUUUUUGUUACUCUAUGAAUAGUAUAAUACCCACAUCUAACCCAAAAGCUACCACUCCCAGAGUUUGCAUCAGCUGGCUGUAUGUAUGCUGCUAAAUCAACAAGAACUACCAGGUCAAGCCUACUACAUUGAUGAAAAGUAUGAGUCUAUUCUACAAAGUGUAUGAUAUGUCACUUUAAGACGUAGUGCAAUGAAAAGAGUCAUAGUUGUAAUUAUUAAAGAGUAGUAAACAGUAUUGUUGUGUUAGUAAAUUAAUUUGUGAUUUGUAUUGUUACUCAUUGUGAAAAGAUGAGUCAAAGAAUUUAAUGUCUUUUAAAAAUACAUUUUUGAAAAAUUGAAAAAAAAAAGUACAAAAAAAAAAAAAAAAAAACAAAUGGUCAACAAAUCUGUAACAAAGAAAAAAGCUGCUAGAUGAUAAAUAUUCUUUUAUUUUAUGCUUUGUUGACAAUCAUUUGAAUUAUCCUUAUCUUUGUCCUCUUCUUCAAAUGUCUUCAGUAAUGCUAAGUCAAGUUCAUUAAACUUCUGCUGUAAAUGAGCUGGAACCUCCACUUGGUGUAAAUCCUCCAUACCUUGCUCUGGCUCAUCAGAUAUGAGGAGUUCACACAGAUUUUGACAUGCCAGUUUAGCUUUUGGGUCUUUCUCCCAUUUGUGAAGUUCUCUUAGUAUGACAUAGGCAUUUUUUUCUUUGAUAAACAAGCGUCCACAUUUGGUGGAACAAAGCUAAACAGAAUAAAAAAGAUUUUUAUUAAAAUUGAUGCUUUAAUUAUUUUUCAUAAUUUGUUGUUUUUAAAGCUGUUGAUGUAAAAAAAAAUACAAAGAAUAUGUUUGAAAUACAUAAUAGCAUUUUUUUUCUCUUUAAUGCUGUAAUGAGUUAGGCAUUAGUGGUUUACGUGCAAAAUGUAAAUAAAUUUUGUUCUAUAAAUGGUCAGCAUAGCAGAUACAUGAAUUAUAUGGAAAGAAUUUGUCAUCAAACAUGUUAAUGAGCACAUGAAAAAGUUCAAGGAUACUACAAUUCAGUUUGCUAAGUUUAGACAAGAUGGUUAAUAUUGCAUGGUUGUUAGUCUACGUUUCAAUAUUAAAGCUAUCCUAAACGAU